This is a messenger RNA of Cryptomeria japonica (Japanese cedar), 2293 nucleotides long. Its product is annotated as cold-responsive protein kinase 1. The record is from RefSeq and is a predicted model, not a curated record. NCBI's taxonomy places the organism in Eukaryota, Viridiplantae, Streptophyta, Pinopsida, Cupressales, Cupressaceae. The transcript is spliced from 5 exons. The coding region runs from base 718 to 2220 and encodes 500 amino acids. Gene Ontology annotation, biological process: protein phosphorylation. Gene Ontology annotation, molecular function: protein kinase activity; ATP binding.
UAUGGAAAUCCAUCAAAGCAUAAGGGAAGGGGAAUUUUUAUCAGACGUUACAGUUGCGACUGCCUUGGUAGACAUAUAUGCAAAAUGUGGAAGUAUAGAUAAGGUAUGUGAAUUGUUUGACAGAAUGCCUCAAAGAGAUGUCGUCUCAUGGAAUGCAGUGAUUGCAGGAUAUGCACAACACGGAUUUGUUGAUAAGGCUUUCGAAACUUUUAAGCAAGUGCAAUUGGCAGAUACAAACCAAACUCCAAAAUCUUUUGCCGGCAUCCUCCCUGCCUGUGCGAAAACCGGAGCUUUGGACCAGGGUAUGGAUAUCCAUAACAGCAUAAUGGAAGGGGGAUUUUUGUUAGAUAUUAUGGUUGGAAAUGCUCCAGUAGACAUGUAUGCAAAAUGUAGACGCAUAUAAAAGGCACGUGAACUGUUUGACAAAAUGCCACAAGGAGAUGUGGUUUCAUGGGCUGCAAUGAUUUCAGGAUAUAAACAAAAUAGAGUUGUUGAAUCUUCUAGAAACGUUCAAUCAAAUGCAAUUGGAAGGUGUAAAGCCAGACUGAACAAUCUUUGCCACCUGCCUGCGUCAAAACGGGAGCUUUGGAACAGGGAGGUCAAAAUCAAAAGGAUUUCCCAGCCCUACUGGAAAUUCACGGGACAACAUUUAGUCGAAGCGACAGCCAAUUUUACCGACAGGAAAGUAAUUGGGAAGGCCGAUUUGGAACAGUUUACAUGGGCAUCCUCGCCAAUGGCCAAGCAGUAGCCAUAAAACGGAUGGAAUUAUCAUUCUCAGAGGAUCGUGAAUGUUGUCUAAAACAUUUGUUUUCAGAGCUCCAGAUUUUGUGGCAGCUUCGUCACAGAAAUCUUAUGAGAAUAUUAGGCUAUUUCUUCAAUGAUCAAGAAAUGAUAAUCGUCUCCAAAUUCAUGCUUAAUUUUAGUCUAGAUGUUCUGUUGCACCGUACGUUGAAAUGCAGAUUGGAUUGGAGGCGAAGGUUGAAUAUAGCCGUUGGCGUGGCGCACGGGUUGACUUAUCUUCACCAUGAGUGCAGGAAUACAAUUGUGUACUGUGAUCUGAAACCGGGAAAUAUACUUGUUGAUGAAUAUCUGGAACCCCAUAUUGCUGAUUUUGGCGUUGCAAGGAUUAUGAACAAGAAUGAGUUCACACCCAGCUCUUCAGGCUUUGGCUUUACAAUUGGGUACACAGCGCCAGGUAUGGAAGCCAAAAUCAAAAGAAUUUCCCAGCCAUACUGGAAAUUCACGCGACAAGAUAUACUUGAAGCAACAGCCAAUUUUAGUGACGCGAAAGUAAUUGGAAAAGGCCGAUUCGGAACAGUUUACAUGGGAAUCCUCCCUAAUGGCCAAGCAGUAGCCAUUAAAAGAAUGGAAUUUUCAGAGGAUAGAGAAUGUUGUCUAAAGCAUUUCUUGUCAGAGCUGGAGAUUUUGGGCCGGCUUCGUCACAGAAAUCUUAUGAAAAUAUUAGGGUAUUUCUUCAAUGGUCAAGAAAUGAUAAUAGCGUCCAAAUUCAUGGCUAAUUUUAGCUUAGACGUUCUGUUGCACGGCCCACUAGAUUGCAGACUGGAUUGGAAGCAAAGAUUGAAUAUAGCCGUUGGAGUUGCGCAUGGGUUGGCUUAUCUCCACCAUGAAUGCAGUAACACAAUUGUGCACUGUGAUCUGAAACCUGCAAAUAUUCUUGUUGAUAAACAUCUGGAAGCCCAUAUUGCUGACUUUGGCGUGGCCAGGAUUAUGAACAACAAUGAGCUCACACCCAGCUCUUUAGGCUCUGGCUUUACUAUUGGGUAUACAGCCCCAGAAAAAGCAUAUCAAGUGAGACUUUCUCCAAAAGCAGAUAUAUACAGUUAUGGAGUUCUAUUGUUGGAACUAAUAAGUGGUGUUAAGCCAACGAGUUCAAGCUUAAUUGACAAGGGGCCCACCCUUUCACAGUGGGCAAACAAAGUAUAUAUAGAGAAUAACUUGAUAGAGUUCAUUGAUGACUAUUUGAAAAGUGCUUUUAGGAAUGAUCAGAUUUAUGAUGCAAUGAAAAGAAUUAUAAAAUUAGGAAUCAUUUGUACACAGGAAAAUCCAGAAAAAAGACCUGAUAUGAAAGAUGUGGUUAUGAUCUUAAAGAAUAUAAAACAAGAAGUCAGAGAAUUCAAUAUGCCAAUUUCAGUAUUGAUAGAACAAGAACACCAGCAUCCUGACACUUUAACCUCUUCCUCUAUGUCUUCUACUCAGUAAAUUAUAAGUUUCUGUUCUACAAUAUGUAAUAAAAUCUGACCUAUACUCAAUGACAUCUAACUUUCACAAUCUA